Messenger RNA from Oncorhynchus masou masou (cherry salmon), 844 nucleotides. RefSeq lists its product as uncharacterized. Bases 33 to 809 code for a protein of 258 amino acids. The record is from RefSeq and is a predicted model, not a curated record. NCBI's taxonomy places the organism in Eukaryota, Metazoa, Chordata, Actinopteri, Salmoniformes, Salmonidae. The transcript has 7 exons.
CGUACUUUUCCCCGUCGGAAGCACAAAUCCUCAUGGAGGCAUACGAGGAGGUAAAAGAUAUAAUUAAGAAGAAAGGCAACACCGCCACAGUGAUAAAGCAAAGAGAAAAAGCGUGGCAAAGUAUUGCAGACCGCCUGAAUGCAUUAAACAUGAACGGGCCAAAACGGACAUGGCAGCAGGUCAAAAUCAAAUACAAGAACAUUCUGCAGAAUGCAGUGAAAAAGAAUACCCACAGACAAGGCACGGGUGGUGGGUCACCAAAGGCUGACCUUACCCCAGCAGAGGACAUGGCCUUGGAGCUAAAUAAAGGCAGGCCCGUCUUAGAGGGGAUCCCUGGGGGGAAAGAGACGAGCAUAGGUUCCUCCCAAGAUGCCACCCGCUUCAUUCAAGUGUCUGGCAGCACUGUGUUCCUGUUAGAGCCACCAGCACAAGCACCAGACGAUGCUGAUCCAGGUGAAGGCCCCAGUGCAGCAGCAACAGCACAUGAUGGAGACGAUGAUGAGGAGGAGACCAUCUCUCUGGAUUCCAGAAGGCAUGAGGACCCAGAUGCUAUACAGUGGGAAAACCAGCCUGGCAACAUAAGCUCACAAGCUAUCAGAAAGUUGUAUGGCAACCACCUCCGGCGCCAAAUAGAACUGGCAGACAUAGACAUUCAGUACAAGAAGAAAAAGAUGGAAAAUCUUGCACUGGAGUCCGAAAUAAAAAAGAGGACAAUUAGGAAACUGGACCUUGAAAUAAAAAAACUUGAGAGGGAGGUGAGAUAUGCCUUCAAUGUACACUGUAUGCUAACUGUAACACAAAUGUAUUAAUCAUUAUUUUUCUUUCCUCCCCAGCUCCAAGAAGA